Talaromyces rugulosus is the source of this 3624-nucleotide messenger RNA. RefSeq lists its product as uncharacterized. Gene Ontology annotation, molecular function: structural molecule activity; protein binding. Gene Ontology annotation, biological process: intra-Golgi vesicle-mediated transport; endoplasmic reticulum to Golgi vesicle-mediated transport; intracellular protein transport. The record is from RefSeq and is a predicted model, not a curated record. Bases 1 to 3624 code for a protein of 1207 amino acids. Gene Ontology annotation, cellular component: COPI vesicle coat. Lineage: Eukaryota; Fungi; Ascomycota; Eurotiomycetes; Eurotiales; Trichocomaceae. The transcript has 11 exons.
AUGUCUUCUCCCACGAUGCUCACAAAAUUCGAAAGCAAGUCCUCGCGAGCGAAGGGCCUUGCUUUCCACCCGACACGACCAUGGCUCCUGGUCUCGCUCCACUCCAGCACAAUUCAGCUGUGGGAUUACCGCAUGGGCACGCUGAUCGACCGAUUCGAAGAACAUGAUGGCCCGGUGCGAUCGGUGGCCUUCCAUCCUACGCAAAACAUCUUUGUCAGUGGUGGUGACGACUAUAAGAUUCGACUUUGGUCGCUGCAGAGCCGGAAGAGCAUUGCGGUUUUGUCAGGUCACCUCGAUUAUGUCCGGACUGUCGCCUUUCACCACGAGCUUCCCUGGAUCCUCUCGUGCUCCGACGACCAGACCAUCAGAAUUUGGAAUUGGCAGAAUCGCAGCUUGAUCGCCACAUUGACUGGACACAACCAUUAUGUUUGGUGUGCGCAAUUCCACCCCAAGGAGGACUUGAUCGUGUCCGCUUCUCUCGACCAGUCGGUGCGUGUGUGGGACAUUUCCGGACUUCGCAAGAAACACUCGGCCCCGACUUCAAUGACCUUUGAAGAGCAAAUGGCUCGCGCGAAUAACCAGGCGGACAUGUUUGGAAACACCGACGCUGUUGUUAAAUUUAUCCUCGAAGGCCACGACAGGGGUGUCAACUUCUGCGCUUUCCACCCAACUCUCCCAUUGAUCGUUUCUGCUGGCGAUGACCGACUUGUGAAAUUGUGGAGAAUGAGUGAUACCAAGGCAUGGGAAGUCGACACGUGCCGCGGCCAUUUCCAAAACGCCUCUGCGGCCAUCUUCCACCCCCAUCAGGAUCUUAUUCUCUCUGUUGGUGAGGAUAAAACUAUUCGUGUCUGGGACCUCAACAAGCGGACUUCGGUGCAGUCGUUCAAGCGGGAUUUGGACAGGUUCUGGAUUAUCGCCGCCCACCCGAAAAUCAAUCUUUUCGCAGCAGGUCACGAUACUGGCGUCAUGGUUUUCAAGCUGGAAAGGGAACGACCAGCAUCCACUAUCCACCAGAACCAGCUCUUCUACAUCACCAAGGAGAAACACGUGAAAUCUUACGAUUUCGGCAAAAACGCAGAAUCACAACCGCUGGUUUCACUUCGCAAGCUUGGCGCACCAUGGGUCCCUAUCAGAACCAUGUCGUACAAUCCGGCCGAGCGUGCCAUUCUUGUUACAACUCCUGCUGACAACGGUACCUACGAAUUGAUCCACUUGCCCCGAGACGGCACCGGAGCUGUUGAGCCGACCAACACCAAACGCGGACCAGGUAACGCGGCAGUGUUCGUUGCCAGAAAUCGAUUUGCCGUCUUCAGCCAAGCCAACCAAACCGUGGACAUCAAAGAUUUGGGCAACUCGACUACGAAAUCUAUCAAGACCCCCACUGGCACUACAGAUAUCUACUUUGGAGGCUCCGGCGCUUUGCUUUUCAUCACGCCUACCACUGUGGUUCUUUUCGAUAUCCAGCAAAAGAAGCAGUUGGCCGAACUUGCUGUCAGUGGUGUCAAGUACGUGGUCUGGUCAAAUGAUGGCCUACAUGCGGCAUUGUUGAGUAAACACAACGUUACUAUUGUGACCAAGAACCUGCAGCAACUCAGCUCCAUUCAUGAAACGAUCCGCAUCAAGAGUGCCACCUGGGACGAUUCCGGCAUUCUAUACUACUCUAGCUUGAACCAUAUCAAGUUUGCUCUAUUGAACGGUGACAACGGCAUUAUCCGCACUCUCGAUCAAACUGUCUACUUGGUGAAGGUCAAGGGACGACAGGUUUACUGCCUUGACCGAAGCGCUAAACCGCAGAUCUUUGACAUCGAUCCCACCGAGUUCCGCUUCAAGAGUGCAUUGGUGAAGAGGAACUACGACGAAAUGCUUCAUCUCAUCAAAACCUCUAGUUUGGUUGGCCAAAGUAUCAUUGCAUAUCUGCAGAAGAAGGGCUAUCCAGAGAUUGCUUUGCAGUUCGUUCAAGAUCCUCAGACUCGCUUUGAAUUGGCCAUCGAAUGCGGCAACUUGGAGGUUGCCAUUGAGACGGCCAAAGAAAUCGAUCGACCCAAGCUCUGGAGCAGAUUGGCUACCGAAGCCCUCGCGCACGGCAACCAUCAAACUGUUGAGAUGACUUAUCAGAAACAGAGAUUGUUUGACAAGCUCUCUUUCUUGUAUUUGUCGACGGGUGACCAAGAAAAGCUUUCUAGAAUGGCCAAGAUUGCAUCUCACAGAUCUGACUUUACAUCCCGAUUCCAAAAUGCCAUCUAUAGAGGCGACAUCGAGGAUAGAAUUGAGAUGUUCAAGGAAGUUGAUCUUUACCCCCUCGCUUAUCUCACUGCCAAAACCCACGGAUUGACGGAAGAAGCUGAAGCAAUCUUGGAAACCUGCGGUCUCACCGAAGACGAGCUCAAAUUGCCUACCAUUGGCGAACCCCUCCAAACCCCCAGGCCUCUUGUUCCCACUUUCAAGGCCAACUGGCCGACGAAGGCUGCGGGCCACUCGGCCUUUGAAAAGGCACUUUUGGGAGAGGUUGGUGCUGAUGAAGAAGCCGGAAUUGAAGCCGAAGAAGAGGAUGAAGAAGCUGCUGCUGCGGGUCCUGAUGUCCUGGAAGAUGAAGAGGAGGAUGUUGGCGGCUGGGAUAUGGGCGAUGAGCUUAACGUCGAAGACGAAAAUGACUUUGUUAACGUUGAAAGUGCCGAUGCUGGGGCUGCCAUCUCGGAGGCCGAUCUCUGGGCGCGAAACUCCCCCUUGGCAGCGGACCAUGUGGCUGCAGGUUCCUUCGACUCGGCAAUGCAGCUCCUCAACCGUCAAGUCGGCGCCGUACAAUUCGCUCCACUCAAGCCAAGAUUUUUGGAAAUUUAUACUGCAUCAAAGACGUAUUUGCCCGCGUCGGUCGGGCUGCCUCCUUUGAUCAAUUACGUCCGGAGAACGGUGGAAGACACAGAUGCGCGCAAGGUUCUGCCUAUCAUCCCUCGCGAUCUUGAGGUUGUCGCAAAUGACGACUUGCAAGAAGGUUAUGCAGCGAUGAGAUCCAACAAGCUUGAGGAAGGAGUCCAAAUCUUCAAACGCAUUCUACACACAUUGCUUGUCAAUGUGGUCUCUUCCGAAAGCGAAGUAGAGCAGGCGAAGAAGAUCAUUACCACUGCGAGGGAAUAUAUCCUUGCAAUGUCGAUUGAGCUUGAGCGCCGUUCCCUGUCGACAGAUACACCGGAAGGUCUGAAGCGAAGCCUCGAACUUUCCGCCUACUUCACGAUUCCCAAGCUUGAAGUUGCUCACCGACAAUUGGCCCUGAUGGCCGCGAUGAAGCUAGCUUUCCAAAACAAGAACUAUUCCUCGGCUUUGAGUUUCGCCAAUAGAAUGAUUGCUAAUGGCGGUUCCGCUAAACUGUUGGAACAGGCCAAGAAGAUUAAAUCUCAGUGUGAGCGCAACCCACACGACAAGAUUGAGGUUGAUUAUGACCAAUUUGCCGAUUUUGAGCUUUGUGCUGCGUCUUAUACACCAAUCUUCACCGGGUCUCCUAGUGUCUCUGAUCCCUUCACUAGAGCCAAAUAUCACGAGCAAUACAAGGGAUCUGUGUGCAGGAUUUCGGAUGUUACGGAAAUUGGGGCACCCUCUAGCGGUCUGCGGCUAUUUGUGUCAGGGUUGUAA